UUCAGAAAAUAGCCGCGUUUCUGAGAAGUUAAAACGAAAGUGAGCCGUUCUAGGGACUUUAAAAAUUGUGUUCAAUUGUGUUUCAGAUUUGUGUAAUAUUUGGAUUUUAAAGGUGACCUACAAAUCUUCCAGAGGGAAACGACGAAUUGAUAUUUUGAUCUUCAAGGAAGGUGCAUUUAAAUAUGGGUUUGAAAGACUUCAUAAUAAUUUUUCUUUUAGCAGUUAUAUAUGACCAAAACAACCGAAAAUACCCGGCGGACCUCACUCUACUCAACACGACCUAUGAUUACAUUAUAGUGGGGGCUGGAUCUGCUGGAUGUGUCCUUGCAAAUAGACUUUCGGAAGAUCCAGAAACAUCGGUACUUAUAAUAGAAGCUGGGGGUUCCGAAGACGAAAACAGUGACAUCAGACUUCCAAUCGGUGCUGUAGCUAUUCAACGGUCAAAACAGGAUUGGAGGUUCCAAACUGUACCCCAAAAGAAAGCGUGUUUGGCACUAAAUGAUAGGAGAUCCGCCUGGCCACGGGGAAGAGUCCUUGGAGGAACAAGUAGCUUGAACUAUUUGCAAUAUAUCCGCGGCAGUCGUCAUGACUACGAUGGUUGGGCACGAGAGGGGUGUACAGGAUGGAGCUAUAGAGACGUUCUCCCAUAUUUCAUUAAAUCAGAAGAUACUCAGAUUCCUGAACUUAAAACGUCAGCCUAUCAUGGAAGAAGGGGAUAUUUGUCCGUCAGUGACGGGACUGCCACGCCCCUCAAUAAGAAAGUUUAUGCCCGAGCAAUGGAGGAACUCGGAUACCCCUCCACAGAUUGUAACGGCAAAUCACAAAUAGGGUACUGUUUUGCUCAAGAAACAAUAAGGAAUGGAGAACGCUGUAGUACUGCCAAAGCCUUUCUAAGACCCGCCAUGGGACGCAAGAACCUUCACGUCUCCACGGAUUCACAUGUUACAAAGAUUAUGAUUAUAGACAGGAAAGCUGUCGGUGUAUCGUUUGUGAAAAACAACUGGAAGCACGUGAUAGUGGCAAACAAAGAAGUGAUUGUCUCGGCGGGAGCGAUCAAUUCACCCCAGAUCCUGAUGCUGUCUGGAAUAGGACCGAAGGAACAUCUAGAAUCCAAGGGGAUCCCGGUGAUUGCUGAUCUUCCAGUGGGAGAUAAUCUACAAGACCAUAUAAUGACGGAUAUGGAAUUCUAUGAUAACACGUCAGGAGCUGCUACCAUCGACAAAAUAUAUUCCUCAAAUUCUAGCAUUGAAUAUUUCUUAAAAGGGUCAGGUAUGUGGACCAAGAGCUAUCAGGAAGGAACUGCGUUUCUCACAGAUGACGAAAAGCUUCCACAACAACUUCAGAUUAAUUUCUGCAGCUUUAUGUUAACACCACAAUCCAUUGACUCUUUCUUUUUCAUUUUUAACUUGGAUCCUAAGAUGAAAGAAGGUAAGGCAAUGGAGAUUCAAAGGAAUAUAGACAGAAAUAUAGGAACAUUUGUUUUGUUACCGGUCCUUCUCCGUCCGAAGAGUAAGGGAAGAAUUGGCCUUCAGAGUGCUGAUCCUUUUGAUCCUCCUCUUAUAGAUCCAAACUACCUAGACCACCCUGAUGACGUCAAAACACUUUUGAAAGGAGUACGAGCUAUUUUAGAGCUCGGUGACACUAACGCUUUUCAGUCAAUUGGUGCCUCGUCACAGGAUCCAUUGGAAGCGUAUCAUCCACAUUGUGAUGGUUUAUCCAAGGGUUCAGACGAGUACUGGAUCUGUAGAAUAAGACAUUACACAUUCACUGUCCAUCACCCGACCUCCACUUGUCGAAUGGGAGCCAAAGAUGAUCCAACGGCUGUGGUUGAUCCUGAACUGAGAGUGAAAGGGAUUCAAAAUCUCCGUGUUGUGGAUGCGUCCGUCAUGCGCAAUGUUCCUUCUGGGAAUACGAACGCUCCAACCAUAAUGAUUGCAGAAAAAGCGGCAGACAUGAUAAGAAAUAUUGAUAGUGUAAAACAUAUCAGAGAAAAAACUGAUAAAGUGCAACUAUAGUGACGAAAGGAUAAUUCUAAUAUUUAAUCAUAAUGCGAAAAAUUCAGUCAAAGUUAUUAAUUUACUGAAACAGAAACUACAACUACAAUGUAGCACUAAUUUUAAUACAGAAAGGCGACCAAAAAAAAAAAAACUUGGCUUCUACAAAUUGAAAUAAUUGACAGAACUAUGAAAAGACGUCUGUUCUUAACAACACUCAAGUUGAGUCUGUGUAUAUAUUUAUAUAUAUAACUCUGGUCACACACACACACACACACACACACACACACACACACACACACACGCGUAAUCACCUUCAAGUUGGGUCCUCUAACUCAGCACGGGCAAAUGGGAACCCCCUUUUCUAGUUGGUAUUUUGUAAUGGUUUUUUGGCUACAUAUUGAUUUUAAUAUUACCAAAGACAUGUGCUAUUUCAAAUUUUGAUUUGACAAGUAUUUCACAAUAUGACCUAGCACCUUCAAGUGAGGACUUCCGGUACAGAUACACCCUGCCAACUUGGGACAACGAUACACACACAAUCAACUGAGGACACCAUAUACAUACUGACAACUGAAACCGUUACAGAAUAGCAAUAGCUAAUUCAUGUGUAUCAAAACAUUCUUGCAGUUUUUACAUAAAAGUGAGAAUAUUUUCCCA
This is a messenger RNA of Ostrea edulis (European flat oyster), 2651 nucleotides long. RefSeq names its product alcohol dehydrogenase [acceptor]-like. Gene Ontology annotation, molecular function: flavin adenine dinucleotide binding; oxidoreductase activity, acting on CH-OH group of donors. The record is from RefSeq and is a predicted model, not a curated record. The transcript has 12 exons. Bases 183 to 2015 code for a protein of 610 amino acids. NCBI's taxonomy places the organism in Eukaryota, Metazoa, Mollusca, Bivalvia, Ostreida, Ostreidae.